GAGAGAGAGAGACUCAGACAGAGAGAGAGGGAGAGAGAGAGAGACUCAGAGAGAGAGAGUUCAGCAGAACUCGUCUUGUCUGAAUGUGAAACUCGGCGUCGCUGCUUCUUCCUUUUACUUCUUCAUGAAACGUAUCGACGGUAAAAGAUGCUGAGUUGCGUUGGAGGAGCCGUCGGGAGAUGAAGCUUUAAGGUCAGGGGUCAACCCGGUGGAGCGAAGGAGGCGCGGGUCAGCCCGGAGCCGCGGGUCAGCCCGGUGCAGGGUUUGGACGGAGACGGAUGGACGCCUCGGAGGAGCGGCCGGACCGCGGCGGCGCCGAGCGGAGCCGCCAGCCGGCUCAGAAAGAGGAAGAGGAACCUCCGAGAGACGAUGAAGCAAGUCGGGAGCGCCAGACCGACCCAGCGGGGGGGCGCAGCGAGCGGCGCGCACACACACACACACACACACACACACCCGGCGCCGAGGCAGCAAGGGACGAAGACCAAGAGGUUGGGAAACACAACCCCCGGCUGGAGACCGGCCCGGAGUCCUCCCAGGAUGCCGCUGGGCACACCGCAGAGCAGCGCCUGAGCCAGGUGCCCCGGCUGACCCCGGACUUCCCGGACUUCCCGGACUUCCCGGACGCCCUGCUGGAGCUGCUCUGCACCCUGCAGGAGGGCCGCCGGCUCAACGACCAGCGCUGCUCCUUCCCGCCGCAGAGCGCCGCCCCGAGGAGGAGGUGCCACUCCGAGCCCAACGCCGGCAAACCCGCCAGCAGGGUGGUCUUCUCCUCCAUGACCUCGCUGCAGAAGGAGGAGUUCUUCGAGCUGGUGGCCACGGCGCAGGGCCGCCGGCUGGACGACCAGAGGGCCAAGCUGGGGCUGGCGGACCCUCCCAAGGCCAAGAGCAGGAGCCUGAGGGGCAGCUGGAGGCAGCUAUCCCUGGGGAAGAAGACCGCCCCGCUUCCUGCGCCCAAAGAGGACCUGUACACCAUGAUCCUCACCACUCAGGCCCAGGGCAGGCUGGAGGACCAGCGCAGCCGGGCCCCGGGGCCCAUGGACGACGAGGACUUCUUCCUGCUGCUGCUGAGGGUGCAGGGGGGCCGGAUGGACGAGCAGAGGACGGCGUUCCCGUCCGGCCUGCAGACCUGAAGGCGCCGCCGCCGCCGCCGCCGCCGCCGCCGCCGCCGCCGCCCGCUUCAGGAACCUUCCUCUGCUCAGUGUUACGUUCUCAGUGUUCCACCUUUCAGCUCCCGGGACUUCUGGGUGUUCAGGAGUCGUUUUAUGGUGUUUACUGGAUCAGCGGACGAGCUUCAGUGUGACUGUUUGUGAAACGACUGUUGUUGAAGCAGAAACAGACACUCGCCUGAUCGGGGCUCGUUGCCACGGUGACCGUCUCCACGUCUCUGAGUCCGCUCAGGGACAACCUCUCAGUCUGUCUCUGUUCGUCCAACGCAGCAAUAAAAAUCCCAGAAUGAGGC
Molecule: messenger RNA, 1459 nt
Organism: Salarias fasciatus (jewelled blenny)
Lineage: Eukaryota; Metazoa; Chordata; Actinopteri; Blenniiformes; Blenniidae
Gene: gpsm3
Product: G protein signaling modulator 3
Exons: 5
Coding region: 279-1130 (283 amino acids)
Biological process (GO): regulation of inflammatory response
Molecular function (GO): protein binding; GTPase regulator activity
Source: RefSeq, a predicted model, not a curated record